Molecule: messenger RNA, 1281 nt
Organism: Quercus robur (English oak)
Lineage: Eukaryota; Viridiplantae; Streptophyta; Magnoliopsida; Fagales; Fagaceae
Product: probable glycosyltransferase At3g07620
Exons: 4
Coding region: 1-1281 (426 amino acids)
Molecular function (GO): glycosyltransferase activity
Source: RefSeq, a predicted model, not a curated record
AUGGCCAGAAUUUUCCUAGGCAUUCCCAUUCCCAUUCCCAAUCUUUCUCCGCGCUGCUGUUUAUACAUUUCAGUUUUUCUCGGCGCUGCAAUACUUAACAUUGCAUGGCUGACUCUGCCGCACUACUCCGUCAACCGCAACCCUUUCUUGAGCGAUUUUCAACCACCUUUCAAUGUUUUCUUACCGAAGCAUGAAGACGUGGACUUCAUCUCUGGUCCCCCUUACCCUGCACCAACUCCAACUGGCAGCUACAAUUACAAGAAAGCUGAAUGGGAUGAGGAUUUGAAGCAUCAAGACUCAGACUUCAUCUCCAGUCCCCAUUACCCUGCACCAGCUCCAACUGGCAGCCACAAUUACAAGAAAGCUGAAUGGGAUGAGGAUUCGAACUACCUGGCUGAUUUUUCAUCGACUUACAAAGAAAUGGAAAGCAAAUUCAAGGUGUAUGUGUACCGAGAUGAUGUUCUCAACAAGUACUACAAGUUUCCCUUCCCCAUUACUGAUCCUGAUAGACUCACAUGGGAGUAUAGAAACGAGGGCUACUUCUUCCGUAAUAUCAAUAUGAGCACCUUCCUCACCACCGAUCCUAAGCAGGCUCAGCUCUUCUUUAUUCCAAUUCGCACCCAUCUAAUGCAAUCCACGGAACCUAGCUAUGAGGAAAUGGAAAUUAUAGUCCAGAAUUAUGUCCAAAGCUUGAUCCAAGAACACCCUUAUUGGAAUCGAAGCCAAGGAGCUGAUCACUUUUUUGUGCAUUGCCGCGAAACCAUAUAUGUUCCAUUACUGAAUAAUGCAAUUCAAGUUCUGUGUGCAACUCAGGAUGUUAGGCAAUUUAAUCCAUCCAUGGAUAUGUUUCUCCCACCUCUUGGAUAUGAUAUCUACCCAGAAGAUUUCAAUUUGAGUUCUGGAUAUGAUUUUAUAGAUAGGAAAAGAAUAGUUGCAUCAAAAAUUUUGAAGGAUCUUAAAAUAGACGUCUGCUCAUGCUCUAUAGCCCUAUACUAUUAUUAUGCCUGUAUAGCGAAAGCGAUAGUUGAGAACUGUAUUCCUGUUGUCUCGUUGAGCUACCCUGAAUUGCCAUUCAAUAACACUCUUGAUUGGACGAAAUUUUCUGUAAUAGACUCCGAGGGAGAUGUUCUCGUGAAUAAUAUACAGGAGCAGCUGCAGGAAAUUGUUAAAGACAUAGAAGAUGAAACAUUAAUCAAAUUGUUUAGCAACUUACGCAAGGUAAAUAAUGUUCUGACUUCUUCCCCUGUUGAAAAAGCAUCAUACUCUGGUGUCUUGAUUUGA